AUGGAUUCCAAUACUCAAUCUUGUGAAACCCCUGAAAUGAAAUCAAGUGAAGAGCACGGCCAAACCCAAGUUUCUCAACCCCCAUUCGCCACUGCUUCUCUUUCCUUAUCUUCCUUGCCCACAACCCUACCUACCCAGUUCUUCAUUCAACCCAAAACCUUACCUUUAUUCUCUUCUCAAUCACCCUCCAAAGUUAAAGUACCAACCCAAGCUUCCUCUCUUUCCACUCUCUCCCUUUCUUCAACUUCUCCUUCCCCUUACCAUUCCAAAUACUCAUUAAAAGCUACCUUUGCCAACAACCCUCUCCAAUCCCCUCUCUCCUUAGGUCCGCGCCGCCCUCUCGACCCUUCCAAUGGCGCUGCAAUUCGCCGAGCUUCCAUCGUUUGGUUCCGCAACGAUUUACGUGUCCACGACAACGAGUGUCUCGACACUGCCAACAAGGAGUCCAUGUCGGUUUUGCCAAUUUACUGUUUUGACCCACGGGAUUACGGGAAAUCCUCGUCUGGGUUCGAUAAAACGGGUCCAUACAGAGCCACAUUCUUGAUUGAAUCGGUUUCGGAUCUCCGAAAGAAUCUCCAAGCACGAGGGUCGGACCUUGUGGUUCGAAUUGGGAACCCGGAGAGUGUUUUGGUUGAAUUAGCUAAGGCUAUCGGGGCUGACGCUAUUUAUGCUCAUAGAGAAGUUUCUCAUGACGAGGUUAAGGCUGAGGAAAAGAUUGAGGCGGCCAUGAAAGAAGAAGGGGUUGAAGUUAAGUACUUUUGGGGAAGUACUUUGUUUCACGUUGACGAUUUGCCUUUUAAAUUAGAAGAUAUGCCUUCCAAUUAUGGUGGGUUUAAGGAGAAAGUGAAGGGCUUGGAGAUAAGAAAGACGAUCGAAGCAUUGGACCAAAUGAAAGGGAUGCCUUCCAGAGGUGAUGUGGAGACUGGAGAUAUUCCUUCAUUGGCAGAUUUGGGACUUAAUCCCACUGCCACAAUGGCUCAGGAUGGUAGGCGAUCUGUUAGUGCUACUAUGGCUGGAGGGGAGAAUGAAGCAUUGCAGAGGCUUAACAAAUAUGCAGCCGAGUGUCGAGCACAGCCAUACAAGUGGAGCAAGGAUGGUAGCCAGGGGAGCAUAUACGGUGCUAACUUUUCUUGCAAAAUAUCUCCAUGGCUAGCGAUGGGAUGCCUGUCUCCACGGUUCAUGUUUGAUGAAAUAAAGAAAACUGCAAAUAGGACCAUUUCUGCUACCUCAAAGAAAAGUGACGGCGGUAGUGGCUCACCUGAUACUCAAAUGAACUGGUUGAUGUUUGAGUUGUUGUGGAGGGAUUUCUUCAGAUUCAUCACCAAGAAAUACAGUCAUGCAAAGGUUGGAACAGCUCCGGCAACAGCUUGUACAGGUUCCCUUGCUUAAGCAAAGAAUUUGUACUGGUUUUGAGGAGAGGAUUUUGUUUUGGGAGUGAGGGUUGUUUGCUCAAAAGGCAGUCGUU
Molecule: messenger RNA, 1465 nt
Organism: Hibiscus syriacus
Lineage: Eukaryota; Viridiplantae; Streptophyta; Magnoliopsida; Malvales; Malvaceae
Product: blue-light photoreceptor PHR2-like
Exons: 4
Coding region: 1-1389 (462 amino acids)
Biological process (GO): photoreactive repair
Molecular function (GO): DNA binding; FAD binding
Source: RefSeq, a predicted model, not a curated record